This is a messenger RNA of Venturia canescens, 1902 nucleotides long. RefSeq lists its product as uncharacterized. The record is from RefSeq and is a predicted model, not a curated record. Bases 303 to 1844 code for a protein of 513 amino acids. The transcript has 3 exons. NCBI's taxonomy places the organism in Eukaryota, Metazoa, Arthropoda, Insecta, Hymenoptera, Ichneumonidae.
AGUAAAUACGCAAUGGUGUCAUUAACCGUCAUAACCAGUGAAAUAACUACCGAACGUGCGAUAAAUUUUUGACGAAUAAUAUGUACUACCAUCUUUUGGGUUUAUAAUAAUUUUUCCUGUUAUACAAAUUUUUAUUCAGUCUUUCGUGUUCGAAGAACAAAUUUCGUGUUUUCAUGUUUAUCAAUCUCGACCAUCUUUUGAAAUCUCACCCGUGACGAGAUAAACGGAAAAGCUUUCAAAUAUUUCAAUGACAUUGAUCAUUUAUUUUUAAUGAUAAGGGCCAAGUCAGUGUUAUUGCAACUAUGGAACACAAGUGUUCAACUCGAACAAAGUUUCAGCAAACAAACUUAGAUGAAUGUGGAACGAUGAGUUCAUUUUUGACAGAAUCACCGCAGAAAUCGUCAGAUUCGUUGGAAACAGCAAUAGACAAUGUUGAACAAAGAAAUGAAUUUCAAAACAAAGUGAAAAAAGAUAAGUUACAAACAAUAAACGAAUCAUUGAAGCCAACAAUUAUUACAAACCACUCCGUAGAUGUCAAAGUUACAAAAUUAACUGAAAUUGACAGAACCACAAAACACUUUGACACGUGGAAAGACAAUCCUGUGAUCGCAAUGUCUGAUUCUGACGACACACCAAGUGCUUCUCAAUUAGUGGAUUCUUCCACCCAUCUAGACAGUGGUUUCUGUGGACACAUGAGCACAGUCAAUGAAAGUGUAUUAGGUGGUACCAGUGGUACUAAUUCUUGUGAUAUUACUACUGAGAGCGUUGUCAAGAAAUGUAAACUGCUUGUGAGCCCGAGCUCUUACGCUGAAUCCUGGGACAUUGGAAUUCAAACGACUUCAACCCCCUGCACAAAACCAGAAAUCCACUCCGAUGAGCAAAAUAUGUGCAGAGUCAGCAUAGAUGUCAUGAGUGUUGAAAACAUUACGUACAGAAAAAAAAGUGCCAAAACUCUCAGAUUUGAAAACGAACCGCAGGAUGGAAAUCGAGAAAUCAAUUCAAAACCAACGAAUGAGUCGGGUAAUAGUGGAAACAACUUUUGUUCUUGCCAAUCCUUAGGAAAGGAAAAUUGUAAAAAAAUAGAUAUAAAAAUGAUAGGAGGACAGCAAACACUGUCGUGUUCCUCGGAUUUAAUUAUGUUUACUCCUGUGGAAAACAUCUCGGAGACAAGGCUAAAUGCUGGUCCAACGCUAAGACUGAUGAAUCACACUUACUGUCUGAAAAGUGAUGAGGAAUUGAAAGAUCCGGAGACAAUUGAAGGACUGCAGAGUCCUGAAUGUUUGUCAAAAGUGGUGAAAUCUCCUACGCCCGAGAAAGUUUCACAAACGAGAACCAAAAAAAAUCCAAGAGGUGUAACAAGACCGGGUGUUCUGACGAGCGAAGGUCGUCGACGUUCCGGUCGAUUCGUCAGUAUGGCAGAAGCGAUGUGCCGAUUUAUAACAGAAACUCCCAAAAGAUUUCAUACAAAGCCACUCUACUCUGGCCAACUUUUGCCGCAGUGGCGCAACCGAGUUUUCGAGCACAACUCAUCACGAGGAAAAUUCUUGCAUUCGACAAGGAAAAUCAAAGGAAAAAAGCUAGGCUCGAAACCUGAAGAAAGUGACUCGGCUGGACCGAGUUGUAGCGGAACGACGAAAGAAUCAGCGGGCCCCGUUCCGAUCAGCGACAGCUUCCAGGAGCGGAACGAACGUUUGUUAAGUAAAAGGAAGGCAAACGUAAAAAAAUCCGAUGAAUCGUACGUCUUUCGUGCUCGUCCGAUGCCAAAAUUUAAAACGCCAAAAAUCAAGAAAUCAGUCAAACCAUUGACCAAUCCGCAAACCCCCUCCUGGGGUCGAAAAAAAUAAAUAAUUAAAUAUUGUAAUAAUUUUCUAAUCGAAAUAAUUACCGGCAACAUUGAUCAAA